Messenger RNA from Leopardus geoffroyi (Geoffroy's cat), 3241 nucleotides. It is a transcript of the gene PNISR, whose product is annotated as PNN interacting serine and arginine rich protein. The record is from RefSeq and is a predicted model, not a curated record. Gene Ontology annotation, molecular function: RNA binding. Gene Ontology annotation, cellular component: presynaptic active zone; nuclear speck. The transcript is spliced from 12 exons. Lineage: Eukaryota; Metazoa; Chordata; Mammalia; Carnivora; Felidae. Bases 240 to 2657 code for a protein of 805 amino acids.
UUAUUCACUUCCGGGUGCAACCAAUCAGGCGCCAUCUUGUCUUGUUCGUGAAGAAGUAGAAGCAUCGAAAGGUUUGGAGAGGUAUUACAGGAACUGUGGCGACAACGGGGUUCCGGAACCAGAGUGGGGCAUAAGUAAUCUUGCUGCUAUGCUUCCAAGCUGUAGUCUGAAUCAACCCAAAUUUUAAACAGAAGGUGAACCUCUGAGAUAGAAAAUCAAAUAUAUUUUAAAAAGUCAGGAUGUGGGAUCAAGGAGGACAGCCUUGGCAGCAAUGGCCCUUGAACCAACAACAGUGGAUGCAGUCGUUCCAGCACCAGCAAGAUCCAAGUCAGAUUGACUGGGCUGCAUUGGCUCAAGCUUGGAUUGCUCAAAGAGAAGCUUCAGGGCAGCAAAGUAUGGUAGAACAACCACCAGGAAUGAUGCCAAAUGGACAAGAUAUGUCUACAAUGGAAUCUGGUCCAAACAAUCAUGGGAGUUUUCAAGGGGAUUCAAACUUUAACAGAAUGUGGCAACCAGAAUGGGGAAUGCAUCAGCAGCCCCCACACCCCCCUCCAGAUCAGCCAUGGAUGCCACCAACACCAGGCCCAAUGGACAUUGUUCCUCCUUCCGAAGACAGCAACAGUCAGGACAGUGGGGAAUUUGCCCCUGACAACAGGCAUAUAUUUAACCAGAACAAUCACAACUUUGGUGGACCACCCGAUAAUUUUGCAGUGGGGCCAGUGAACCAGUUUGACUAUCAGCAUGGGGCUGCUUUUGGUCCACCGCAAGGUGGAUUUCAUCCUCCUUAUUGGCAACCAGGACCUCCAGGACCUCCAGCACCUCCCCAGAAUCGAAGAGAAAGGCCAUCAUCAUUCAGGGAUCGGCAGCGUUCACCUAUUGCACUUCCUGUGAAGCAGGAGCCUCCACAAAUUGAUGCAGUAAAACGCAGGACUCUUCCAGCUUGGAUUCGAGAAGGUCUUGAAAAAAUGGAACGUGAAAAGCAGAAGAAGUUGGAGAAAGAAAGAAUGGAACAACAACGUUCACAAUUGUCCAAAAAAGAGAAGAAGGCCACAGAAGAUGCUGAAGGAGGAGAUGGCCCUCGUUUACCUCAGAGAAGUAAAUUUGAUAGUGAUGAGGAAGAUGAAGACACUGAAAAUGUUGAGGCUGCAAGUAGUGGAAAAGUCACCAGAAGUCCAUCUCCAGUUCCUCAGGAAGAGCACAGUGAACCAGAGAUGACUGAAGAAGAGAAAGAGUAUCAAAUGAUGUUGCUGACAAAAAUGCUUCUGACUGAAAUUCUACUGGAUGUCACAGAUGAAGAAAUUUAUUACGUAGCCAAAGAUGCACACCGGAAAGCAACGAAAGCUCCUGCAAAACAGCUGGCACAGUCCAGUGCACUGGCUUCCCUCACUGGACUCGGUGGACUGGGUGGUUAUGGAUCAGGAGACAGUGAAGAUGAGAGGAGUGACAGAGGCUCUGAGUCAUCUGACACUGAUGAUGAGGAGUUACGGCACCGAAUCCGGCAAAAACAGGAAGCUUUUUGGAGAAAAGAAAAAGAACAGCAGCUGUUACAUGAUAAACAGAUGGAAGAAGAAAAGCAACAAACAGAAAGGGUUACAAAAGAGAUGAAUGAAUUUAUCCAUAAAGAGCAAAAUAGUUUAUCACUACUAGAAGCAAGAGAAGCAGACGGUGAUGUGGUUAAUGAAAAGAAAAGAACUCCAAAUGAAACUACGUCAGUUUUAGAACCAAAAAAAGAGCAUAAAGAAAAAGAGAAACAAGGAAGGAGUAGAUCAGGAAGUUCUAGUAGUGGUAGUUCCAGUAGCAAUAGCAGAACUAGUAGUACUAGUAGUACUGUCUCUAGCUCUUCAUACAGUUCUAGCUCAGGUAGUAGUCGCACUUCUUCUCGGUCUUCUUCUCCUAAAAGGAAAAAGAGACAUAGCAGGAGUAGAUCUCCAACAAUUAAAGCUAGACGGAGUAGAAGUAGAAGUUACUCUCGCAGAAUUAAAAUAGAGAGCAAUAGGGCUAGAGUCAAGAUUAGAGAUAGGAGAAGAUCUAAUAGAAAUAGCAUUGAGAGAGAAAGACGAAGAAAUCGGAGUCCUUCUCGAGAGAGACGUAGAAGUAGAAGUCGCUCAAGGGAUAGGCGAACUAAUCGGUCCAGUCGCAGUAGGAGUCGAGAUAGGCGUAAAAUUGACGAUCAACGUGGAAAUCUUAGUGGGAGCAGUCAUAAGCAUAAAGGUGAGGCUAAAGAACAGGAGAGAAAAAAGGAGAGGAGCCGAAGUAUAGAUAAAGAUAGGAAAAAGAAAGACAAAGAAAGGGAACGUGAACAGGAUAAGAGAAAAGAGAAACAAAAAAGGGAAGAAAAAGAUUUUAAGUUCAGUAGUCAGGAUGAUAGGUUAAAAAGGAAACGAGAAAGCGAAAGAACAUUCUCUAGGAGUGGUUCUAUAUCUGUUAAAAUCAUCCGACAUGAUUCUAGACAGGAUAGUAAGAAAAGUACUACCAAAGAUAGUAAAAAACAUUCAGGCUCUGAUUCUAGUGGAAGGAGCAGUUCUGAAUCUCCAGGAAGUAGCAAAGAAAAGAAGGCUAAGAAGCCUAAACAUAGUCGAUCGCGAUCCAUGGAGAAAUCUCAAAGGUCUGGUAAGAAGGCAAGCCGCAAACACAAGUCUAAGUCCCGAUCAAGGUAGUAUACUUUUUAAAGUAUUUUGUCUGAUUUUUAAAAAAAUUUGACUGAAUUUAUUCAAAGUUGAAAGUGUCCUUUCUCUCUCUCUCUUUAAUAAACUCAGUUUGGUACUUGAUAAAUGAUCAUAGUCUUAAGUAACUUUAGAAAUCCUAUAUAAUAAUAUUUAUUUAAAAAUUGCAGAUUCUUUAGUUUAAAAUACAUUUUUAUUUUUAAAUUUGUCUUUUCCCUUUUUUUUUCCAGAUCAACAACCCCUCCCCGUCGUAAACGCUGAGGAAUGAUGUGGCAAGGAUGCCAUGAUGUUUAAAAAAUUCCAUGAGUUUUAAGGGCUUGUCUCAUUAUAGAGGCACAUUGUGGCUGUGUAGGUGAAACCAGAAUCUUUUUUUUUUUUUUUUUAAAUCUGUAAAUAGGUGUACUUUUUCCAAAUGCUGCUCCAAGUUACUUAAUAGGAUUUCUUUGUAUUACAUUUUUUUCAAAAAAUAGUGCUUAAUAAGACUAUAAACAUGCCAUUCUCUUUCAGCUGUAAUGUUCUUAAAAUUAUUCUUGAAUGUACUGUGAUGUCAAUAAAGCUCUUCAGUUCAUUUUUGUUAA